This is a messenger RNA of Lymnaea stagnalis (great pond snail), 22429 nucleotides long. The record is from the annotation of a GenBank genome assembly. Lineage: Eukaryota; Metazoa; Mollusca; Gastropoda; Lymnaeidae.
AGAUAACCGGUACCUCAUAAGUUAUUAGUAUUAAUGUGUAAUUAUUAAUUUGAGAAUGAAUGCAACAUUCACAUAUCCUGGAAAUUCCUCUGAUGUCAGUGAUGUUUCUUUUGAUCAUUUAUAUCGUGCCAUCAUCCAAUGUUUUGUCAUCAUAUUCUUUGGCUACAUUGCUGGGAGGGCUGGCAUCAUUACACCUACUCAAAGUUCAGGCAUUGGAACGUUUGUCUCCAAGUUUUGCCUCCCUGCACUGCUAUUUAAAAGCAUGUGUGAGCUUAACUUUUCAGAGGUGAGAAUUUCUCUAUUACAUUUUAAAACACAUUGUUAUUCUAGAUAGAUAGUUAUGUUAUAUUAUAAUAUUAAAUUAAUAAAAUAAAACAUUCCGUGAUAGGUUUCAUAAAGAAAAUGUCCCAUUUAUUUUAUGGAGUUUUAUGAACAUUAAUUAAUGAUAUAAAAUACUGUGCCAGAAAAUGCUUGAGUUUACUAGUUUUAUUUCUGAACACAUCAUCUUCCAGCAAUUUUAUUUGUAGAAACAUUCUACCAAGUGAGUAGUUUCAUAAUUUUCUACAAUAACUCAUUUUAAUUGAAAGUGUUUAAAAUUGGAAAAAGUAUUGAUUAAACAUUGACUGCAUUGACUAAACAUUGUUGUUGUAAAAAGAGAAUAUAUUUGAGAAUUUAAACAACCUUAAAAUGUAUGUGUUGAAAAUUUUAUUAACCACAUUCCUGUGUUAUAUUAUUACAUGCAGAAGUUAAACUUUACUUUAAAAUAUUAUUCAUAAAGCUUAUGAAUGACACACCUAACCAGUGUGAUGAUUUUUAUUCAUAAACUUUACUCAUCUGGUUUUCAAAUUGUAAGUAAAGGAUAACAUACCCUAAGUGAGCUUAAUUAAGUCAGAUUAUGAUCACUAAAAAGAAUCAAUAUCUGAUUUAUUAUGCAACUUAAGUCAGUGUACUAUGUAAACAUAAAAAAGAAAUGUGACAUAAGAGAUGUUUAAGUUACAUGUUAAAUAUUACAAGUGCAGUGAGUAAAAGUAAAAUUGGUGUGUUUUUAGUGAUGAGAAACAUCAAAUCUUGUCCACAACUCUGCUCUUCUCUGACUUUUUUCUAACACAAUGUUAGUAGUAGUUUAACAUGUUUGUAUAACACAGUUUUAACAAAAGUUGCUAUAAUAAUUUAAAUGUUAAGUUUGUGUCCACCCAUAGAGAUUCACUUUGGAAUUCGUUAACUUAACUUUGAAUUUUUUCUCAUUGCAUAUGAAGCAAUAAACUAUUUUUGGUAGUGAUUACUGUCUUAAUCAUUCUUCAUGAUCUCCUAGAUAUAUUAAACCACUGUAGAGAUUGUCUUAAUCAAGCCUACUCGAGCACCUAUAUAUAUAAACCAUUGUAGAGAUUAGUGGCUUGAUAAUUCCUUCACCAGCUUCCCACAUAUAUUAAAUAGAAACAUGUCAACAGUACUUUUGAACAUUUAUUGAUUUUUUUUCCCAUUUAUAUCUGGAUUUAUUUUAUAGUUAGCUGAAACCUUGACGAUAUAAAGUACUCUACAUCAUCACCACUCUGAAGUAUCACCAUUUGAUUGGGAUUUAAAGCUAUCUUUAUAAGCGUGCAUUUAUUUUACAAUGUGCAUAAUAAGCAAAUACUUUCUUUCUCAAAUUUCUUUUCGUCUUUAGGUAAAUUGGCUUUUCCUGGUUGGAAUACUCAUAGCAAAGGUUUCUGUGUUUGUUAUUGUGGGUCUGGUCACACUCCUGGUCAAGCGACCACUUAACCUUGGCUAUGCAGCCAUAUUUGGCAUUUUUGCUACUCAGAGCAAUGACUUUGCACUGGGAUAUCCAAUUGGUAAGUUUUAACAAAUGAAUUGAAAGGAUUAAAAUAACUAGCUAUAAAUGAGUUCAUAAAAUCCAACAACAAUGUAUUUUGAAUAUGGUGAAAACCAACAGCUCUUAUUUCCUAAGUAUUCAUUACCAGUACUUGAAAUGGCUAAUAUUUGAUGAAAUUAUUUUAAAGACAACAUCAACAGUUUUUGAUUCUGCAAUAGGAGAAAAAUUACUACUCUAAAUUUUGCCUGGUAUACCAAUGAGAAGGUAUACUACUUGUUAUAAAUAUAGAUAUUAUCAUUUGUUAUAAAUAUAGAUAUUACCACUUGUUAUAAAUGCAGAUUUCACUUGUUAUAGAUGUCGACAUUGAUCACUUGUUAAAUAUGUAGACUUUCAUGUGGCCUUUACUACUGAAACCUGGUGUAAUUUAUAUGAUAUUGAUGAUACUGUCAAUAAUAUGACACCAGGUCCAGCUGUCUCCUAUCAUUAAAAAUAUCCCUGUGUAUGCCUGUUACAGGGUGACUAACCAAUUAAUAUUCUAUGAAUACAAAAAACUUCCAUUAAUUUGAUACCACUGUACAGAUGUUGGCAAAUUUAUGUAGUGCACCAUUCUGCUUAUGUAUGAGUGAUGAUAUAGUAUUUUUAAACAGCAAAAUGAAUAUAUAAUUUGCCUCAUAUUUAUGCGAAAUGUUGAAGCAAAUGAUUAAAACAACAAUUGACUCUGGCUCUCAUCUAGACUUUUGUCAUAGAUGUUAAAUAUCAUUUAACUAGAUGUAUUGAUGUGAUAUUUUAGUUUUGAGGAUAAUAAAAGAGUGGAAGAGCAUUGUCUGACUAUUAGGACAUGGUUGCUAAAAAUAACUGAUAAACUUAAUAUUGGAGAGUUUAUUCAGGUUCAUGGAAAAAAAAAUCUACUUUUCCUCUUAGAUUUUUUUAAUUUGUGAAGAUAAUUCAUAUAAAUUUCCCACACACUGACUAACGAACUCUUGCUGGGGUAGAAAGUAUAAGUAAAAACAAGUUUUGACUGACUGGUUUUUAUGACAUUGAUAUUUAGAAUGAUGUCAACUUACAUAAGCACACAGAAGUUUUUACAUUUCCAUCUUCAGUGCAAGCUCUGUAUGGUAGAACUCACCCGGAGUACCUCAAGUAUCUGUAUCUUAUUGCACCCAUCUCGUUAGUCCUACUCAACCCCAUUGGCUUCAUCCUUAUGGAGGUCCAUAAGCAUAGAUCCGUGCAGGAUGAUUCAAAAGAAUCAAAACUUAGAACUGCUGUUAUGCAUGUUGUCAAAGGUGUCAUUCUCAACCCUAUUGUCUUCAUGACAACAAUUGGGGUGUUUGGAAACUUCAUAUUUUCUGGGUCUGUCCCUGAGAUUUUAAGUGACAUCCUCAUUGUACUGGGUAAGUGAUAAAUUGUAUCAUUUUGACAUAUAAUUCUUUCAUUAAAAACUUUAAAAAACUGUUACACACCUUUGACUCAGCCGCCCUGGGCACAUUUUUGCUCUCUAAUGUAUGUUUGUAUAAAGGACCAGGCUGGAUCAUUUUAUUUUAUACAUUAGCAAUCAUAAACUUAAUCAACCAUUGCUUUUAAUUGGAAGUUUUAUAUUACCAUCAUCCAACUUCUUGCUGACUGAACAUCCCUUCUGCAAUGGUCCUGUACACUAAUGCUUGGGGGAGCUUCUGCCAUCUACAUCCAACUGCUUGCUGAACGAACCUCUAUUGAUCCUGUACACUAAUGUUUGGGGGAGCUCCUGCCAUCCAGUGGUACUGGUCUCACAGACCCUUGGCGACACUAAAAAAACAUUUCUUUGAUGCUAUCCUGACAAAGUUAUUCAUUGAAUUCCCAAUCAUUAGCAUUUUAUCAUCAUAGUAUAAAAAGUUGUGAAUUAAAUACCUACAUCCAUAUGAAGGGAUGUAAAAUGAAAACAAUUGUCAUAUAUUCUCUAUAUCAUCAACCAUGAGCCAGAUGGUUAUAAAAAAUUUGCUUCUUAUUUAUCAUUUUAUUUCUAUAAAAGGCUUAUGUCUACCCUUUGGCUAUUUUUAUUAUUAUUUCUGUUGAAAUCUUGGUCUGUUAAUAAUUUGUUCCUGUUAUUUCGGUACCUAAAAACAUUCCCUUUUGGAUCGUAAUUGAUCCAAUAAAGUAUAUUGACUUGAUAUAUAUCUUUUACAGGGGACGCUUACAAUGCCUCUGCCCUGUUCUACCUUGGUCUGAGUAUGGUUGGCAAAGUUCGUAGUCAGCUGGGUAUGGGUCUUGUUGUUCCAGUGCUUCUCAUCACAGCAAAGACGUAAGGGUCUAUUAUGUAACAACUAUUUCAGCUGGAAUUAAUGGAAUUAAUUUUAUUCAUUUUUUUGUCAUAUGAUGUAUAAUAAGGUUAGUUCACAUUACAACUAGCUAUUGAAAUGAUUUGUAAUAAAAUAUCAUUUCAAUAUUUGCUUAUGCAUUUCUUCUGCAUGCGUAGUUCUGCUUUAGAUUAAUACUUAUAAACAAGCCCUGAUAAACUUCAAAUUUAAUUCUAAAGUUAGAACAAGAACUAAAUUAAAAAGAUUAACAUUUUUUAGUCUAUAAUACAUCUAUCCUCAAUAAAAAUCUAAAUAUGUGUUUAAAUAAGGUUUUAAUCCAAGGUUGUACAUGAAAACCAGUUCAUUUUUUUGUAAGUUAUUUAUCAUCAUUUGCUUUCAGUCUAAUACUGCCCCUAGUAACCUGGGAAGUUAUGGGCUGGCUGGAAAAUGGCAAUGUAUCAACAUCAUUCAGCAUGUAUGGAUUUCUCUAUGGCACUUUCCCAUCAGCCCCUUCUGUCUUUCUAUAUGCCAGUGAUUAUGGCAUCGCCCAAGAUAUCGUAAGUUCAUUGCGUAGGUCAUUUCACAUUUUAUGAACAUGGUACACAGUUAUGGUGCUGACAAAUGUUCUUGUGGGUUUCAUAUUGUUGAAAUAUACAUUAAGUUAUAUAUGAAACGGCCUGCAUUAAUGUUCAGUAUUAGCUUCAUCUGCUUUGUUGUUAGCGGAUGAAUCAAUUUGUGCAGUCCAGUUAACAAAAAUCAACCGGUGAUUUCAGAUUGCUACAGGGCUGGUGAUGGGUACUUUCUUAUCGGCUCCUCUGAUGUUUGUCUCGGCUAAAAUGAUGACGCUAAUAGUGGUGACAGGUGCUGACUACAGGAACGUGCUGAGUAGCACAUCUUUUGAUGUUAGCAUCAUCAGUCUCACUUGCUGCGUAAGUGCAUGUUUACAAGUGGACAUUGAAUAGGGUAGCAACUACCCUGAUGAAUGUUAUACCAUUUUAAUAUAUUAAUAUUUAUAUUUUAUUAAUUUGUAUGUCAUUAAUUUAACAUUCCUUCGGGUAAAAAUUAAUUAUUAACAAUGUGUAGAAACUCACACCAUGUAUGGUAAUUGAACAAAAGAAAAAUGUUGAUAAUCUGAGGCUCAUUUGCCAGAGUAGGCCCUUUAACGUUUUAAUUAACUCUAUAAAUUCUAUCAUCUAUUCAAUGAAUAAAAGUAUUGUUGUAAGGAAAUUUAGAGAGCAAAUUUUUUUGUAACAAGUACAUGUUGCUAUAAAAUUUGUAGGAGGGAAAUAUAUACACUCAAGAAUUACCGCCCCGUCAGCAACCUCUCCUUUCUCUCAAAAAUCAUAGAAAAACUCAUACUCUCUCAGCUCUCUGGCUAUCUUCAUUCUCGCAAUCUCUAUCCUUCCUCUCAGUCCGCCUACCGACUUGGUCAUAGCACAGAAACAGCACUGGUCCGAGUCAUGAGUGACCUCCUGCGCGCGAUGGACGAUGGCAAACUCUCUAUUCUCACUCUGUUAGAUCUCUCUGCUGCAUUUGAUACCAUUGACCACCAGAUUCUUCUUGACCGCCUUCAUCUUUCUUUCGGACUUACUGGCUCAGCUUUAAACUGGUUUCAAUCAUAUCUUUCUGACAGAACUCAAAAAGUCUCUAUUUCCAACCGCUCUUCCAAACCUUCAGCCCUGUCUAUUGGAGUUCCUCAAGGAUCGGUCCUUGGGCCGGUCCUUUUCAUCCUCUACACUAAACCUCUAUCAUCUCUCAUUAGCCACCACUCAGUUUCCAGUCAAUCCUUUGCUGAUGACACUCAAAUCAGUGACUCUUGCUUUCCUGAUCAACUUGAUGCCACAAUCCUUCGCAUACAGGAGUGCGUGGACGAUGUAAAGCGUUGGAUGACUUGCAACAAACUGAAGCUAAAUGAUGAUAAAACGGAAAUCCUUCUCAUCCACUCUCAAAACAAACCUCUCCCUCCAUUCGCUCCUUCUUCUAUAUCUAUUGGCAACUCUGACAUAACACUCUCUCCCUCUGCCAGAAACCUUGGAGUCACGCUUACGGACACCCUCUCCAUGGACAAACAUGUCACGAAUAUAUGCAGAUCAGCAUAUAACGAAAUUAGAAAAAUCAGCACCAUUAGACACCUCCUCUCCUUUGAUGCCACAAAAACUCUCGUCUCUUCACUCAUUCUUUCAAAAUUUGACUACUGUAACAUUCUUCUCUCAGGCAUUCCUCAACACCACAUAGAAAAACUUCAGAAGGCACAGAACUCAGCAUGCAGACUCAUUUUUAAAUCAAAGAAACAUGACCACAUUCAACCACACAUGCGGCAACUCCACUGGCUUCCAAUAUCCUCUCGCAUCAAAUACAAGUCUGCCAAUCUUUGCUUCAACUCGUUCACUGACCCUCACUUUCCUGUCUAUCUCUCUGAACUGUUGCUUCCUUACAUCCCCACAAGACAACUACGUUCUUCCAUUGACAGUAGAACCCUCUCAAUCCCAAGAACUAAAACUAAGACCAUCGGUGAACGCUCCUUCUGCUUCCAUGGGCCCACGUUCUGGAACCAGCUCCCCUUCCAUAUACGUCAUAGUGAAACCUCGUCCAUUUUCAAAAAGUCCCUUAAAACUCAUCUGUUUAGGUCCGCCUAUGACCUGUGAUGCACCCUCCUUGCCCUACCUCAUUUUCUGUUUCGGGUUGAUCCUGAAGUGUCAAAGUGUCCUCGUUUUAUAGCCAUUUUCAUUGUUUCUAUAGAAUAGUAGUUACUAUCCUAGUGUCUCAUUUGUAUUUACUUAGUUUACAUGUUUUAAUAAUUGUAAAGCGCUUAGAGCUUUAUGAUAAGCGCUAUAUAAAAAUGCCUAAAUAAAUAAAUAAAUAAAUAUAUUUGUGAUAAUGAAAUCAAGGACAAAUUUUUGUUUCAGAUUUGGGUUAUGGGCCUUUUUGUUGUGAGUGGCAAAUGGAAACGUGUUCCUCAUCGCUUUACAAUGGCUUUUAUGUUCUCACAUGUAAGUGUAUUUAUUAACAUGAGAAACCUGUGCAAUCCUUAUUUAUGAUUUGAACUGAUGAAAGUGGCAAAAAUGGGACUGACAAUUUUCUUUCCUUUGUUGCAUAAACUAAUUAGUAACUAUAUUCAGUCUAUUUAGAUGUAUUUAUAUUUACAAUUUUACUUGCAUUCACCAUUAAAUCACCUUACAUUAACAGUCAAUGUCUUUUCUCCCAGAUCAUCGCCUGUGUUGGUAUGAUAACAUUCUAUUGCCAUGGGGACACUAAGGGCUGGCAUCAUUAUCCUAUCAUCAUAUGUCUGCUGGUGGGUGUCUUCUCAGCAAGGUGCUGGACCGCCGCUAUAGCCAUUGUCAUUUGUCUGUUACACACUCGAAGUCUUUGUUUUAUAUUGCGCAAGCAAGUCUGGUUUUACUUUGUUGGAUUUGGGUAAGCCUAAGAAAGAAAUCUUAGUAUUUUGAUAACGAACUAAAUAGCUGAGAGACAGUUAAAGAAUGAAAAGUAUGAUACAAUUAAUUAAGUUCAUUCUUUUCACUUUUCUUUGUGAGAACUCAAACUUAACCAAUAAUUAGUUUUGCUGUAAAACUUCCCUCAUAUUUUAAUUGAUCUCUCAAAACAAGUUCGGUAAUUUUGAAUGUUGUCAUUUGCAGUUAAUUUUUUUCUUAAAAAAAUUAUUAAAUGCUCUUUUUGUUCAAUAACUUUUUUCUUUAAUUAAAUUUGGAGAAUUUCUUUCAUGGUUACAUUUUAUUUCAGGGUUCCAGUUUUUGUUACCGGUAUUUUAUUUCUGUUGGGAUCUCAUAAUUUGGCAGGAGAAAUUGAUCCGGCGUUUCACUAUGGAAAAGUUCAGGUAAUAAAUAUGUGGGCCUGUCCUGAAUAUUUUACGUUAUCUAUUGAAACCUUGAUAAAAACUUUUAACAAAUUAGCAAUUAUUUGUGAGAAAAUAAAUAUAUUUAUUAUAUUAAAUUAAAAUUUAUGGUCCAAAAUGUUUUCCUCCAUUUUUACUUCUUCUCUCUUUAGACUGCUUUCUCUUUAGUAAUUCUCUUGCUGACACUUAUUGUCACAAUAACCUCCCUUGUGUGGUGGCAACGCCUGGAGAAACAAGGGAUAUCCCAAAGUCCUGAGUACAAGAGACAAGAGAGUAUAGCUAGUGCCAGGCCAGCCAGGCAGUCUAUAGUAGAGAGACAGGACAGCAUCAUCAGCAGACAGUCCCUUGUGGACAGGCAAGAUAGUAUGAUCAGUACAAGGGACGAUAAAUACCCAGUCAUCAAUGAAGAGGGAUCAGAACCCAUGGAAGCAUCUGGUGGGCGUCAGUCACACAAAUUGCUUCGGAAAGAUGAAACAAAGUUAAAAAAUGGCAGAAAUUAUCAAACGUACAAUGAAAAUCAAAAUAUUAAAAAAUGUAAGUGCUGUGUGUGUUGAUGAUUAUUUAACUAUCUUACUAGUGGACCAUAAGAAAAUGCAUAACUGCCUUAUAAAGUAUUAAAAUCAUGAAUAAAUAUACAUUGCAAAGGAGGUUAUAUCAUAUGAUAGUUUGUAGGAAAUAUUGAAACUAGAUAUGUUAAGGCUUCAAAUGAAAAAACAAAUAAACGUAUUAAUUUUUACCUAAUUUUAACAUUUUCAGACUUGUGCCUAUAGUAACAAAAUGUAUAUGUUACAGUUCUUUAAUAGUACUUUAAUGGUACUGUUCUUUUUUUUUAGUUUGCUUGUAUGUUCUGUUCUUUAAGUUUGCCUUGUAUGUUCUGUUCUUUAAUAUGUUGGCUUGUUCUGUUCUUUAAUAUGUUGGCUUGUAUGUACUGGUUUUUAAUAUGUUGGCUUGUAUGGUACUGUUCUUUAUUAUGUUGGCUUGUAUGGUACUGUACUGUUAUAAGGUGUCUUUAAUGCUCCUGUUUAUAUUAGCUGCUACCGCCAUCAAUAUUUUGCUAAUUGCAAGAAGAGCAGAUUUUUGUAUCAUAACAAAGUUUAUGAAUAAGCAACUGAAUUCACAGAAAGCUUGUUUUUUUUUUUUUAACUUCAUUUUUAUUUUCUCUCAUUUUUUAAUCACUUUUCAGCAACUAGUAUAGAGGAUCUCAUUCCCUACAUGGAAAAAAACUCAGAUAGUAUCUUCAGUGAGUUCGAGGCAGGAGGCACCGAAGCCAUGGAGAACAUUUCAGAGCGCACCUGUUUACUGAAUCAGUGUAGCACAGAACAGCGCCAUGCCUGCAUGGAUAGGUUACGUUCCUAUACGGCCAGUGUUAUAGUCAAUGGAGAUGGACCACAGGAGGAGGAGCCUAAAACUGUCAAGGAACUCUCCAUGGAGGAGUAUCAAACAGCCCACCAUCUGAUACUGCUGCUACUGCUACUUUUGUCCAUGUUUAUUGUAAGUGCUUUAAAUUUCUGUCAUUUUUCUUCAGCUAUUUUGGUCCUGCAUAUGCUACUUAUUACCCGCAGCAUACGAUACUUAUUACUGUUAGAAUUAAUUUCUUGUUGUUAUUUUAGACCAAUUGUUACUGUACAUUACAAUAUUGUUAUCUAGUUCAUAAUUUUAAAAAAUGACUAAAACUAUAUUUUGGUGCGUGGAAUUUCCAGAUACUUAAAUUGAAAUGAUAAAUUGAAAACAAUUCAACUCACUUAUGCUAGUAUCUAAACAUUUUUUAAAAACUGAGCUAAAUUCAUUUUUGGGCAGAUUUCACUGGGUUGAUUAGUGGAGGAUACUGUAGGACUGUCAAACUCCACAUGAGCCAAGCACUUUGGUGUAUAACAUAUUUAAAGGCUGCUCCGGGUGCUCCUUUCCAAGAAAUGGUCCCUAAAUUUAAUGUUUACAGAAAGAUAAGGCCAUUAACAAAUCAAUGGAACCCUUGUGCCAAAACUGGGCUACAAGUUUUUAUACCUAUUUACAAAGUGCAGAUAGUGGCUUGCCGCAAGAGCUGUGAUCAAGUGCUUUUAAUAAUUUUAACAGAAUUAAUCUAAAUUGUGAACUUUAGAACUAUGGUGGGUAAUUCAGUUUAAAGAUCAACUAUUUGUCAUGCCCUAGUGUUAGCAUGGAUCUUUGUACACUAUAAUGCACAGUAUGUUAUUUAGGCACACUACUUACUAGUGUCUGUAGUUGUGUUUUAUGAAAUCAUAUGCGUUUUAUGAAAUCAUAUGUGUUUGUAUGUAUUAUUCUUUCAUCCCCCUUGGGACUUUGGCUCAGCUCCACCACUUUUUUUCACUCAGGUCUAACCGAUGCCAUGAAUAGAUCAAUGAAAAUAAAUAUAUAUACAAUUAAUGUUUCUUUUAUUUUGGAUUUCUUAACCGUUACAGAUUGGUUGAAAUAACUUCAAACUCAUUUAUUCUUGUGUUUUAUUUAAUAAAAAGAAUGUGGUUCUUAUUCUCGCAUAUGUAUUGUUUUAUUAAUUAUUUAGGGAAAGAUUUAAAAAAAAAAACAACUAACAAAUACCCUUAAAUAUUUCAGGGUUUAAUUUUAUGCUUUUGGCGAAUGUUUAACAGCCAGCCAACUGGUAUCUAUGUGGAGAUUGAGUUUCUAGACUGUGUCUUUAACUAUGGACAGGUAUGUUUCUUGACACUCUAUUGAAUUAACUUUAAACGUCCAUGGCAGAAAAUGCUUCUUAAAAUUUUUUUACUGCGUGGAAACGAAUAUUCAUCUUGUUAUGCUGUAUUCAUUUUUUCUCUGAAAACUGUUCAAAUAAAAAUUCCAUUUCAAAAAGUUUUAAACUAGACAACUCUCAACAAUACAUUUAACAACUUAAAUUUGAGGGUCACUAAAAAAAAUUAAUUUACCUUCCUAAAAUAAGUAUUGGCAUGUAAUAAGUUGAUGAAAGGAAUACUAUAGAUCUUUCCUGUUUUAAUUUGGAGAUAAAAUGUCUAAGCAGUUUUCUAAGACUCAUUAACAGAUUUAACAUGUCGGCUGUCAAUUCUGUCUAUCAGGGUCUGCUAGUCCUCAUGGUGUUUGGCUUUGAUACAACCAAGUUGGUGUUUUCACCCAUCGUUAGACGGUAAGAACUCUUUUGGUCUGCUGUUUAAAACGGUAAACCUGAUCAUAUGUUUUAAUGAUGCCUCAAAGUAUGCUUCUAGCAUACAAAAGUGUUAUGUUAAACAAGUUAAAACCUUUUCUCACACCAGAAUUGUUUUUGAAGUUUUUCUUUAUUAGUCCAAAUAAAAUUUGUUGUCUACUAUAACAUGUAAGUUGUGUUAAACUGAUAUGUAUAAUUUGAAUGAUGUAAACAAAAUUAUUUGACUUGAUCAUAAUUUAUGCUUUAUUGUUUGCUUACAGGCACAUGUCUAAGUAUAGAUUUGUCUAUACUUUUUAUGUUAGGUAAUUUUGGUGCACCUAAUUUUUUUUUCCAGAUCAAUUUCAAACCAAUCUCUGUUGCUUUGUUGAAAUGUGCAUAUGUUAAGUUAUUUUGUCAAUAAAUGUGCAUAUGCAUCUAAGCAUAUUUGUCAAUAUAUGUGCAUAUAGUUGAUAAAUGCUUUUGAAUCUAGAUACAGUUGGUGAGUUUGAAUAUUAAUUGAAUUCAUCAAAUCUAAAAAUAUUACAAUUUAAUAUGAAUAGAUUAAAUGUCAAUGUUAUUUCAUGGAAGAAAUAUAAAUUGAGUUAUUAAUUCUAUAAACAUUCUUAAAAUACAAUGAAUUCACUCAUGUAAUUAAUAAGUAAGUUAUUUUCUGUGAACCCAUUUUGUUACAAAUAUUCAAAAUGUAAAACUCUAGUCUUCAAAGGGCAGUUUGUUAAUUCUUUUAAUGAGUCACUUAUGAUAUUUAGUUGUUUUUAUGUUUUUAAAACUUCUUUAACUGUAGAAUAUCCUUUUUUUAAGAGUCCAUGUAAUUUGUUAACCCCCAAACUUAAGACUGUCGCUUGUAAAUUUGUUCACGCCAUCUUCAGUUGAUUUAUUGUAAAUGUGUUGACCCCAACCUUCAGUUUAUUCAUUUUAAAUGUGUUAACCCAACCUUGGGAUUAUUUCUUGUAAGUGUUAGCUUUGUCCUUGUUUAUCAUUAUAGCAUAGGCAUGCAAACACUCUAAAUGUUAUGUUUGAGAUAGAUCAAAAGAAAGAAAUUUGAUGCCUAUUGACCUUCUUAGACAAUGACAAUCAAUACAUUCUUCUUCAAUUAGCAAUAAUUUAGGCCCUAAUGAUUAUUAUGUAAAUGGGGCUCAUUUCUGAGGGUAAUAGGUGGGGGGGCAGUUACACCUGACAGACCUCAAAUUCCUUCGGCAAAUAGUCAUUCCUGCAGUUUCACACCCUAUUAGCUGGUUUUAAACUUUGGGUAUUGAAAGCAGUUAUGCCUUGUGCAUUGAAAAGUUUAAAAACUUUCUCUCUCUCUCUCACUUCUAAAUAAAUGAAAGUAUGUAUUGUUUCACCCUUCAGUGAUCUCAGCCAUGAUUUUUUAGCUCUUCUGUUUCAGAGUUUGUGUUUUCAAAUGAAAUGAUCUCCUUUACAGUCCUUGAUUAAGAAAAGAAAUGAGAACAUACUCUAUAGGUCAACUUUGCAGCUUUGGCCCCAGAUUAGUUUUAUCUCUAGGAUGUUUGACAGGGGAAGCGUAAACAUUGCACAAACUAAUGUGGUUUCUGGGUGACAACGGUCACAUGUUAAGGUUUCAGCAACCAUGUUUCUACAAUUUGAUAUUUUGCAAUAUGUUGUUCAAACUCUUUAGAAUAUCUGCUUUACAUUAUCCAUCUUUUAUGUCCACUCUGUCUCAAUUUAACUAAGUUUUUUAAUAAGUUGGCAAUUACUUUAUCGUCAAAAUGUGUAAAAUUAUUUUUUUAAAAAGGAAAAUAUAUAUUUUCUGUAAAAAAAAAAAAAACUAGUAUGUUUUAAGAGACAUUAUUUGCUGAAUAAAUUUUCAUAUUUUCAAAUGUGUAAACACACAACUCAAGGGUCACCCAACCCAGCUAAACACACAACCCAGCUAAACACACAACCCCAGAGUCACCUAACCCAGCUAAACACACAUUUCUAGAGUCACCCAACCCAGCUAAACACACAACUCAAGAGUCACCCAACCCAGCUAAACACACAACUCAAGAGUCACCCAACCCAGCUAAACACACAACCCAGCUAAACACACAACUCGAGAGUCACCCAACCCAGCUAAACACACAACUCAAGAGUCACACAACCCAGCUAAACACACAACCCAGCUAAACACACAACUCAAGAGUCACCCAACCCAGCUAAACACACAACCCAGCUAAACACACAACUCGAGAGACACCCAACCCAGCUAAACACACAACCCAAGAGACACACAACUCAAGAGUCACCCAACCCAGCUAAACACACAACCCCACCCAACACAACACACAACUCAAGAGUCACCCAACCCAGCUAAACACACAACCCAGCUAAACACACAACUCAAGAGUCACCCAACCCAGCUAAACACACAACCCAGCUAAACACACAACUCGAGAGUCACCCAACCCAGCUAAACACACAACUCAAGAGUCACACAACUCAAGAGUCACCCAACCCAGCUAAACACACAACCCAGCUUAACACACAACCCAGCUAAACACACAACUCGAGAGUCACCCAACCCAGCUAAACACACAACUCAAGAGUCACCCAACCCAGCUAAAUACACAACUCAAAGAGUCACCCAACCCAGCUAAACACACAACCCAGCUUAAUACACAAGCCAGCUUAACACACAACCCAGCUAAACACACAAGAGUCACCCAACCCGCUUGAUUUUACUUUUCCUCCCUGUUUAAAAAAAAAACCUCCUUGUGAUUUUUUCAGCUCAAAAAUUUUGGCUACAUAAUAGUGAAUUUAGUAAUUAGCAAAUGUUGCUUUCCAUGACUUAUUGAUACCUGAUAGCUUUAAUUUCAAAAACUUAUAUAUCAUAAAUAAUGCUUCAAUUUUUUGUUUUAUUAUUUUAUUAAUAAGGCUUAGGCGACUGCUGUUUGGUGCAGAAGUGUUACGCUUGCCUAGCCUAAAUCAACUGGAUGCUGCUACCAAAAAGACAUGUGAACAGUUUGAGGACUACCACAAAGACAACUGUGUGGAAGAAAUAGUUCGGGAUAGACGGUAAGUUUUUUCCUCGUAAUUCUUGAAUGAAUAUUGUUUUUCCCCCCUUCAUCUCAACAAAUCAUUUUCUGUUUUCUUACAUUUUAUUUCAGUAGCAAAUUUCUUGUUUAAAUCUUGACUGUUCAUGAAUAGUGUCUUCCCCAUGUCAUGAAUAUGUACCAAAAGUUUUCCUAGAUUACACCGUAUGUACAGCUUCAGGGCUGUCCAUAAUUAAGUCACUUGAUGUGUACAGUUUCUGCCAAUGCUCAUUCUGAGAAUUUAGUUUUGAUAUGUGGUUUAUAAUAUGCGGUUUAUAUAUUCACUACUAAUCUAUUAAGGGUAGUUUUUGGUCUGAGUUUCUCUCAACAUACUUUCACCUUGUCCAUAUGGUAAUAUUCAUAGAAAAGCUCUUUAACUUGCUUCCAAACUGAUUUCUAAAGUAGAUGAACAAUUAUUCAACUGCCCUAUUUAUCGACCUUAUUUAUAUACCAGCAAGUAUGCGACCAUUGGCUUAAUUUAAUUGCAGAAUGCCAUCUGUUGUUGUACAAGUAUGUACCAUUAUUCAGUGCCAACUCACUAAUACUAAUUAAAUAAAAGAUAUUGUAUGCCAUCAGAUUAAUGAUAUGAUCUGUGUUGGUCAGUAACACUUGCAAUCGUUUUCACUUAUCAUUGACAUUGAUGAGAGAACAUUGCUGUGACAGGCCCACAGACCUGUAUCAUAGUUUCACAUUUUAAAGAAAGCUUUCACCUCAAAGUUAAACUGCAACUUAUUUGGGUACCGGUAUUGCUAAUUAAAAUGGAAGAGAGAGAAUAAAUAUUUUUACGGCUCUCUCUCUCUCCCUCUCUGUAUGUGUGUGUGUGUGUAUAUAUAUAUAUAUAUAUAUAUAUAUCACCUAUUAAGCUUAAGAAAUUUUCUUUAAAAUGUGAGAUAAUGGGCCGCAGCAAAUGGCCAACCAACUUCUUAUAGAACCUUCAUUUAAUGUGGCCCUAAAUUCUUAAUAAUGUUGGGCAAUGCAUGUCUCAUGAAGAGGGCAGCCCCCGGUCGCAACUCUCUAAUCCCCUUCUUAACCUCAGGUGCUUGAUGUCAUUUGUGGACAGCCUCUUAGUCAGAUCCAUUAUGUGAUUCACAACUUUGUCACAGUCUCAACCUUAAAGUAAUUUUUUUUUUUACAUGACUUACAUUUGGGCCCCAAAAUGUGCUCUAUCAUUUCAUUGAUUGAUUACAUGCUUCUUAUUCUCUUUCACAUUUAAAUCGUGUGGUGUGGACGCUGCUUGGUAUCUAACUAAUGAAAUAAUGAUGGUUUUGUUUGUUUGUUUUAUUUGCUCUAGAUGAUUCAUAGUAAAAUAAUAGGCUAAUGGUUUACUUUCAACAUCCAAUCCCGACAUUUCUUUUAUUUGCUCUAGAUGAUUCAUAGUAAAAUAAUAGGCUAAUGGUUUACUUUCAACAUCCAAUCCCGACAUUUCUUUUAUUUGCUCUAGAUGAUUCAUAGUAAAAUAAUAGGCUAAUGGUUUACUUUCAACAUCCAAUCCCNGGUGGUUUAGGGUUUAGUUGUGUUGGGUGGUUUAGGGUUUAGUUGUGUUGGGUGGUUUAGGGUUUAGUUGUGUUGGGUGGUUUAGGGUUUAGUUGUGUUGGGUGGUUUAGGGUUUAGUUGUGUUGGGUGGUUUAGGGUUUAGUUGUGUUGGGUGGUUUAGGGUUUAGUUGUGUUGGGUGGUUUAGGGUUUAGUUGUGUUGGGUGGUUUAGGGUUUAGUUGUGUUGGGUGGUUUAGGGUUUAGUUGUGUUGGGGCGGCAGACUGUAAGGACUUUUUGAAUUGUAGGAGGUUGUGGGGGAUAGUUGGGGCGGCAGACUGUAAGGACAGAUGGACUUUAGUGAGAGGUGUGGUGAUUUUAGGAAGUUAGAGGUGCUCAAACAUUUCUACUCUCAACUAUAUGUUAAUUAUAAAAAAAAUGGACUAACCACAAGGUGAGGGUCAGAGUUCAAAAGAAAUGAUUCAAAGGACAAAAGAUAAACAUGUAUCUGAAUGGAAGCCUGAACAUACUAAGAAAGUUCAGAUGUCAAUGGUGGCAUCAAUUGUGUAUCAAACCAUGAAACAUACACAGAAAAAAGCUUUACCCUAUUUGUUUAUAUGUUAAACAUUACAGAGGGAUAAGCCAGUAACUGUACCCUACUUGUUAUAUGUUUAAAAUUUAUAGAGGGAUACGCCAGUAACUGUACCCUAAUUGUUAUAUGUUUAACAUUUAUAGAGGCCAUCAGCCGGUUAGCCUAAGAAACCAAUGAUUUUUCACUUACAUUUUCAAGACUUUUUUUUUUUUAAUAACCCUGAAAUUUCCUCAGCAGAUGUGUGUUUUGUUUUCCAUGCUGUCUAACUCACCAUAGACUGUAAACUGUAAUGGUUUGUUGAUUUCCCUUUUAUUAACUUUUGCUUCAGCUUUUGGUAAAAAUGGUAUUCUUAAUUAUUCCUGCAUUAACUUUAUAUUUUCCUUAUAAAAAGAACUCAGUUUGAUUUAUAUAUAAAUUAUUUAUUCCACUUGCAAGCUGCAACACAUUACCUGAUAUGGAAUUUCAUCUUUAAUUCUAUGUCAUUGACGGGAAUGGUAUCUAACUAAUGGAUUGGUUUAACAAAGCAAACACUUCUUUAAAUGCAAAUGCCUUGUUUUCUGUUGACACCAGAGGUACACAUUUCCACUCCUUUGAAACCAUGUUUAUUGUAUAUUUUCCUGCAGCAUUACAAUGUCAAAGCAUUCAAAGCAGUGUUUAUAGCUUAUUUUCACCCACUUUCUAUAGACAGAAUAUCCUAUUUCUAUCUCAACUUGUAUAUGGGGCAAAAGGUGGAAGUUUGAUGUGAGACAAAACAUUUCACUGAGUGGGUCCGAAAAAAAAGCCAACAAGCGAAAAAAACAAAAACAUUUGUUUUAAUUCAACAAAAUGGUAAAAAUUGUAAAGAUAAAUUUUUAACAAAAAAAUGAAGCUCUGUUGUUGUAUGCAAAAGUUUAGGAAUAAGACAUAAAAGCAAUAAAAAAAAUGUAUAUGAUGAAAGUUCCACAUUGUCUUUGUAUUGUGGUGCUGUGCACUUCUCAGCACAGAAAUGCUUUCACAAGAGCUGUUUUGUUCUGUCUCACAUUUAGCCUUAUACCAUUUUUUUCAUUUACCUGCUUGAGCUAAGUCAACCCCCAUACAAUCAAUCAUAUCUUGCUUGAAAUUUAUUAACUUUUUGUAUUGUUAGCCCAAGAUCAAGUGACACCUCAUUGAUUGCUGAUUACAUAGUCAUUUAAUAUAUGUUCUUAUAUAAUCACUUAUGCACACACAUGUUUCACAGCUAGGAAUAUCUAUUUCUGCAUUAAUUCAAAUAAUCAGGGGCCAAUUGUUUUCAGUUUAUAAUGAAUUGGCACUAAAGACUCAAGGAGGAAAUAUCACCACCACAUUUUUAUAAAACUUCGAUAACUUUUAAAAUUUACUGUUAAAUUUGGCCUGAUGAAAAUUAUUGAAUGAACGCUGUUUCUCAGAAAUAUUUUUUUAAUUUUCUGGUCUUUUGGUUAUUUGGGGGAAAAGUUUAAAUGCUUUUUCCAUACAAUUUUCUAUUUUGAAAAAAUGUAUAACAAACCUUAAUUCAUAUCUUCACUAACCUGAAACAUCAAAUGGGCUUAUUCAUUUGAACCUCAGCUAGAGAUGACCUAUCAUUUUUUGAUAUUGAAAUAAUUAGCUGUUCUUAAUCCCAUACAAUUCUUUGCAGCAUCUUUUUUAAGCGUAUGUUUUUUUUUGUUCAUGUUUCUAUAAAUUUAAAAUCUGUACUUAAAAGGUCAAUUGCUAUGCCAUUUCUACAGCUCGAUACCCAAGAAACAAGUACGCAUUUGUCAAAAAUAGACCUUUGGGUAAUUGCUGCGUUUUAAUUUGACAACCUUUUUUUUAAAUUCUCGGUUAAGGAUUCAUUUUGUUUCCUAUGGUGUGAUAGUUUUCUUUGGUGCUCAUUUGGCUUUACAUCACUUAUAAUGUUGGAUGGUUUUAUUGAUGAGAUAAGCAUGUACCGUAGAUACUCUUUCUAAGGCCCAUUAGUUCAUUCGCAGACCCCCAAAUAUCGACAGGAAAAGCCUGAAAAGUGUAUAACCCGCUCAUUAGACGAUCCCAUAAAAUAAUAUGCCAGUUUAAGCUAUACUGAACCCAAGAAUAUCUAGGAUGAGAUACGAAGGCCAGCUUUCAUUAUAUUUGGCGAAUAGUGGCAUCAUCUAAUCCGGUAUCUUUUAAAAAAAUUAAUAUUCAAAGCUUCUGAAAGGGAAUCUUGUAGAGCAUAAGGUAGACUAGGAGCUAGGUGAUCUACAAUAACAAAUUCAUUAUUCAAUGUACCUGAAGAAAAUGAUAAAAAUCUUCUAUGGCCUGCUCAUAAUCCGAUCAUCCCAAUUACUCAAAAUGUGGCUUAAAAACGAGUGUACAGCAUUAAACUGUGACAUUAUUUUUAGAAUUUCUUUUAAAAAAUUCUCAACAUACUAAUAUAAACUUGAAACGAAGUCAAUGUGAUUAUUUAGAAUCCAUUCAUUUGAUCUGUUGAAGGGAUUUAAAAGUUUUUGAUGUGUUUAACACAAACUAUUUCUUUAUGAGUGGAUAUAUUACUCCUUUCUUUCCUAACCAAAACAGCUGAAAUAAAUAGAAAAGAAUUGUAUUGAUAGCCAAAGUCAUGAUAAAUAAAAUAUGAAGUGAGUUAGAGAAAAGGGGUUUUAUAUUUAAUGACCCAGCCAAACUUUUGCAGUUCUUAACACUGUGCCAAUGCUUAUGUGCAUAGACUAAGAGUUUCAUUCAAACCGAUGUUGAUGAAAGAAAGAGGUUGAAAAGUUAAUCCAAUCUAAUUGACUUUUGGUUGAGAAGAUUGUAAAUAUGAACAGCUCUAUCUAAAACCAUUAACUGAACUCUUGUGUUGGUGUAUUGAAAUAGGGAAUGUAGGUAAAGGUGUGUGUGUUUGUUUGGGGAGGGGGGGAUUGGAGAGGGGUUUCAUGGAAUUGAUUUAGUGUUGCUGUAUGUACAUCAGUAUUUGAAAUUAUACUUAGACGUCUUCAGUGAGUUCCCCUUGCCAGUUGUAUAAAAUUAUUAUAGAUUUGUUUAUAAGCUGCCAGAUUAAGAAGGCAACAUUUAAGCAGUUUAUCUGUUUUACAUUAGCCUGUCAUAUAUAUUAUAGAUUUGUUUAUAAGCUGCCAGAUUAAGAAUUUAGCUUUUAAAAUAGAUCUAUGCAUCUGUAUGUACCAUUUUUUUACGUGACAUAUUUAAGCCCUCCAAUAAAUUAUAAAUGUGCCUUUCUGUCACCCUUACCACAGUCCUGGUAACCCUCCCCACACAUUCCCCCCUCCCCCUGCCCAAAAAUCAGCUAGGCCAGCUCCUCCCUCCACGAACCAUUGGCCACUCCAUGCCAUCAACUCAUAUCAAAGUGCCCACUUUAUUCAAAUUAGAAUUGACAUAGAUUAUCUCAAAUAGUCAUUAGUGGAGUAAUUGGUCAACAAUCAUUGUACAUGAAUUGGUACCUAUGGUUCUACAGUUUUUCGAAACCUCAGAAAUGUGCUCAUUAAGGGAGACUUACUUUAGAUAAUUUUUUAAAUGUUGAAUGUUAAUUUCCUCCAGUCAUGAAAACAUAAUAAUUUAAUAUUGUCAGAAAUUGUAAAACCCACCAACUUUAGUGUUUGAAGGACAUCCUUAUUGACAUGACUACUAUUGUAUCUCCUCAUCUCUCUAGGGGUGGACAUGGUCGUGUUCAUUGUUAGCCAUCACUUUACUUAUUCAGGAAGGGAAUAUAUUUCAUCGAUGUGAAGUGUACUCUAAGUGUCCUUAGGAGUGUUGAUCUAAUAAAUUUGCACGACAUGUCACAGAGGAUUUUGGGGCUAACUUGUCCAUUUUUUAAGUACAUUUUUCUGGAUAUUUCCUUUCAAUGAAGUUAUGUAGAACAAAGUAGCUGGAACAGAUGUUUAAACAGGGAAAAACACUUUUGUUAGUUUUAAUGAAAAAUAUAUUCAUAUCCAAUCUUGAUUAUGAUUUUCAUUGACAUUAAUUUAUAAUACCGAUUUUUGAGCCAUGUUCAUAUCCCUAGAAGUUUGAUAUCGUAAGGACAGAUAGACCUAUUAUAUAAUCGCUCAACAAUAUCCAAUCUCUUGUAUGCAGUGGCAUACCCAAGAUGGGGUGGAGGGAGGGGGGACAACUCGUUGGGUCUUUAAGUAUAACAUAAACAUAAUAUAAUGUGGGUGUUAAGGGGCCGCACAUUUGAGACAAACGUUUUUUAAAUUGUCAAAAGUAAAACACUACUUAAAAUUAUUACUUAUCCUGGCAAUAUUCAAUAUCAAAUGUUCCUGAACUGUUCUUUUUCAAGUUUCUUUAUGUAGGAUUUAAUUUAAGUCUAAAGCUCCAACUUUCUUAACUAUUCCCAGCACCAAGAAAUAGUGAUAAAAGUAUGGCUUGAAGAAGUCCACCUAAUUAUUAAGCAAUAGAGUCUAAAUGAGUUCUGUGAGAAACACUAAAGCAGUUAGAAAAAAUAUUGUAAAAAUUUUAUUAUCUUAAAGCGUGUGGGCUUAAAAACAAAAUUGAGAAAAAAGUAGUACUGAUUGAACUAAUUAGAGUUAAACCACCAUCAGCAACUAUCUGUCGUAGUCCUGAUGAAUAAGUUUUCUUUACUUUCUUUGUUUCAUUUUGUUCUUUGCUCUUUGCCAAGUAAAAGGCUUCCACAUAUAAUUGAAAAUCAUUGUCUUUAUUAUUAUAUUUUCUUUUAAUCCUGUAACUAGAAUUCUUUUGACAUUUUUUUAAAAUUCAACAAAAUAUGUCACAAUAUGUGUAAAAAAAAAUUUAUCUUGUUUUUUUUUUUUCUAUUUAAAAAUCUUUUACUUUUAUUUUACUUUGCAGCUUUGGGAACAUUUUUGUUUCUAACAAUUUUUUUUUUUAUCUCUUUCUUUCUUUACAGUAGUUUUCAUCCAACUUACAAGUUUCUUAUUUCUUAAAAUAGUGGUCUCUUACAACAGCUGACAUCUAAAUUUUUACUUAUGUAUUUCACAGAUUCAGAUUCCGUACUUUUGAGAAAGUAUUUACUGGAACAGCUUUGUGUGACUGGCUAGUGAGAGCAGGCCUAGCUUCUGACCGAUCAGACGCUGUUGCUUAUGGACGACGCCUCAUUCUUGGACGGGUCAUUACACAUUUAACCAGUGAGCAAAACUUCCAUGAUGCUCCAUACUUUUAUAAAUUUCUUGAAUCGUUUGAAUAUUUGAAUUGUUGAUCAUUGUUAACAUGAUGAAUUAAGUCAUAUACUUGAGUAUGGUACGGUGUAUUGACAGUUGGAUUGUGUCAGCAUUUGUCUAUGCCUCUGUUCAACUCUGUCACAGCAGGUUGACUAGUGGUCUGAUCCCCACUGUCAUAACCAGUUGUCUAGGUGUGUCCCCUUGUCAUGGCAGCUUGUCUAGCGGCCUGGUCCCCUUUGUCGUGGUAGGUUGUCUUAGGGGCUGGUUCCCUUUGUCAUGGCAGGUUGUCUAGCUGUUAGAUCCCCUCUGUCAUUGCAGGUCGUCUAGCUCUCUGGUCCUCUCUGUCAUGGCAGGUUGUCAAGCUGUCUGAUCCCCUCUGUCAUGGCAGGUUGUUUAGCGGUCCCGUCUAUCACAGCUCAAUAUUUACUAGUCCUCAGGAUAUGCAGGUGUCGGUGCGCUAACCCAUAAAUAACAUGGGAGGGUCCUUAAACCCAGAUACAACUAGCAGUUAUUUAAGAGGGCCGCGGAGGAGGUGGAUACCAAGGAGUAACGCCUUGGAAUGCUACUGCUGGACAAAUGAAGAAUACCUGCUCUUCCCAAGUUCAUAGAUAACAUAAUUUAUCUUCCCACUAUUCCUUGUUUAGGUUGAGAUCUCCAUGUUAUUGAAAUCAUCAUUGCAAUAUUAUGUCAUGUCUUGAAUAAUGUCACUGGGCAUUAGCACACUUUAUUAAAGCUGUUUUUUUUUAUCAACCACAUUUGUCAAUAUACUCGUUAGUUUUUUUUUAGUAUACACUUUUGUAUAAAACAUAUGCUUACUCUACCACAUUAAUCAACUGAAUGUUGAUAAUUUAUUACAUAUCAAUGAAGUCUGUAGUAAAUCCAUGCAAUACUUAUUCCAGUAUAUCAAGAGAAUAAUGGAACAGUUAAAGAUUUCAUUUAUUUAAUUGCCUUCCCCAACCCAUUCCACACUAUCACAACACUUAUAUCCUUGAGGUGCUUACUUUUUCUCACAUACAUCUAGGCAAAUAUUAAUUAGUCCAUUACAUAUAGUUCCUUCUCCGAUCAUUAAUAUUUUUUCAUAUUCCCUGGGUUAGAUUGUUAUUUAUAUGUUUAUUCUUGUUUUUUAACUUAAUCGCAAUCGCUUAAUUUGUAGCAUAUAGUUUGCUGAAUAGUUAGUAAUUUUAUGCAGAU